Messenger RNA from Astrephomene gubernaculifera, 1413 nucleotides. The record is from the annotation of a GenBank genome assembly. NCBI's taxonomy places the organism in Eukaryota, Viridiplantae, Chlorophyta, Chlorophyceae, Chlamydomonadales, Astrephomenaceae.
GGUUAACCCAACCACAAACCCUUUCCUAUCGUGCCAUGCACAAGCGCGCUGGCACGGAAUGCAUUUAAUGCAAAUAUUGCAAAUGCGCAUUUAGUAAAACCGUGCUAAAGUGGGGCGAAGUCUGUUUUGCUUUGAACUUUCGACAUGAUUGCAGUAUGCGCGUAAACCGCUAUGCCGGUCUUUGCCAUUGUUUGAUUACAUCAGACCCAACAUUCAGCACAUGAAGUCAAGCUGGUGCUAAGUGCGGCGAGCCUGUACGCCAGGGCGUCGGAGGCGAAAUGGACAUGUGGAAACCACCGCAGGCCUUGCUGCUGGCCCUGCUGCUCCUCACUCCCGCCUCCCAGCUCCGAAGCCCGCACCCGCCUCCUGCCGCCGCCUCCUUCCUGCCUGGCAGCAGCGGCGCCCUGCCGUCCUCCGGGGCGGGGAAGGGCGGAGGCAGCAGCGGCGGGCCAAGCAGCAGCAGCGGAAUACGUAGCGCCGCUGCGGAAGGUUUGGCUAGCGGAGGAGCAGCAGGAGGUGGCGGCGGCGAGGGAGGCGGCGGGGGCAUUUGCACAGAUACAUGCCCGCUGGCUCGUAACGGGGUCUGCGAGGACGGAUCCCCGGUGAUACAGAGCAGUGGCGGCAACAGCAGGAGUACGACGGCAGGGGGGAUCCAGGUGGCUUGCGAUCUGGGUACGGAUUGUACGGACUGCGGGCCGUACCGCGGUGUCGUACCCGAGUGGGGCACGUCUGGCGGCUUCAAGGGCCCUAUCGACUACCUCAACCGCCGGGGGGUGCGGGUGUGGGCCCGGCGGUUGGCUUUCCCGCCGCACUUCGUCAUGGCCUAUACGGACCCAAAGGAGGACCUGGACGUGUCGGAGCAGCUGGAGCGCAGCGGCUGUCUGGAGCUGGGCAUUGUGCAGGUGUUCAACCACGUGUUGGAGUCCCGCUGUGCGCCCUUCAAGCCACCCGCCCCGGCACCCCAUGCGCACGGUAGCAGCAGCAGCAGCAGGGCGGCGGGGGAUGCAGUGGGGGAUGGGGCUGCGGGAAGCGGAGGCGGUGCAGGAGGGGCGGCAGGUGCCGGAUCAGGGGCAGCAGGAGGGGCAGGUGAGGCGGGUGCUGCCGCUGCUGCCCCCGCUGCCGCCGCCCCGCUGGUUGUGGCGGUGGUGGCGGGGGCGGUGUCGGAUGCGGCGGGUGGCAACAUCAGCAUUGAGGCACCCAGGAGAGGCGUGUGGGGCACCGCGAGUGUGGCGGGCAUGAUAGCGGGGGUGCAGGAGGACGCCAAGCUGGAGAGGGUGACGGUUCCCGCCGUACGGUUGGACGAGCUGGUGCCCCCCGGGGAGGUCGUACUGCUCAUGAAGGUGGAUGUGGAGGGCUACGAGCCGGUGGCGCUGCGCUCGGCGGCUGGGCUGCUGGGGCUGCGGCAGCGGGGGG